Penicillium angulare is the source of this 1203-nucleotide messenger RNA. RefSeq names its product acetyl-CoA C-acetyltransferase (gene erg10B). Gene Ontology annotation, biological process: fatty acid beta-oxidation; ergosterol biosynthetic process. The transcript has 5 exons. The coding region runs from base 1 to 1203 and encodes 400 amino acids. The record is from RefSeq and is a predicted model, not a curated record. Gene Ontology annotation, molecular function: acetyl-CoA C-acetyltransferase activity. NCBI's taxonomy places the organism in Eukaryota, Fungi, Ascomycota, Eurotiomycetes, Eurotiales, Aspergillaceae.
AUGUCUUCCCUUCCCCCCGUUUACAUCGUUUCCACCGCCCGUACCCCCGUGGGCUCAUUCCUUGGUUCUCUUUCCAGCCUCACUGCUCCUCAGCUUGGUUCCCAUGCCAUUAAGGCCGCCGUCGAGCGUGCCGAGGGUGUCAAUGCCUCCGAUAUUGAGGAGGUCUUCUUCGGAAAUGUCCUGUCUGCUGGUGUUGGCCAGAACCCUGCUAGACAGUGCUCCAUUGGUGCUGGUCUCCCCGACUCGACGGUCUGCACUACCGUGAACAAAGUCUGUGCUUCCGGCUUGAAGGCCGUCAUUCUUGGUGCCCAGACCAUUAUGACUGGUAACGCCGAUAUCGUUGUCGCCGGUGGUACCGAGUCCAUGUCCAACACUCCUCACUACCUCCCCAACCUCCGUACCGGUGCCAAGUAUGGAAACCAGAGCCUCGUUGAUGGAAUCAUGAAGGAUGGUCUUCAGGAUGCCUACGGCAAGCAGGAGCUCAUGGGUCUCCAGGCUGAGGAGUGUGCUCAGGACCAUGAGUUCAACCGCCAGCAGCAGGAUGAGUAUGCCAUUCGCACCUACGAGAAGGCUCAGGCUGCCCAGAAGGCCGGUGUGUUCGAUUAUGAAAUUGCUCCCAUUGAGAUCCCCGGCUUCCGUGGCAAGCCCGGCGUCACCGUGUCACAGGACGACGAGCCCAAGAACCUCAACCCUGAUAAGCUUCGCAACAUGAAACCUGCCUUCAUUCCCGGAAGCGGUACCGUGACUGCUCCCAACUCGUCCCCUCUCAACGAUGGUGCCGCCGCUGUUGUCCUAGUUUCCGAGGCCAAGGUCAAGGAGCUCGGCCUCAAGCCCAUUGCCAAGAUCUGCGGAUGGGGUGAUGCUGAGCAGCAGCCUAGCAAGUUCACUACUGCUCCCGCUUUGGCCAUUCCCAAGGCUCUCAAGCACGCUGGCGUGACCCAGGAGUCUAUUGAUGCCUUCGAGAUCAACGAGGCCUUCAGUGUUGUUGCCCUUGCUAACAUGAAGAUUCUCGGUCUCUCCGAGGAUAAGGUCAACAUCCACGGUGGUGCCGUCGCUAUUGGCCACCCUCUGGGUGCCAGUGGUGCCCGUAUCCUGGCUACCCUGAUUGGUGUCCUGAAGGCUAAGCAGGGCAAGCUUGGCUGCAUUGGCAUUUGCAAUGGUGGCGGUGGUGCCAGUGCUCUGGUGAUCGAGUCUCUGCUCUAA